Messenger RNA from Penicillium cataractarum, 948 nucleotides. RefSeq lists its product as uncharacterized. The record is from RefSeq and is a predicted model, not a curated record. The coding region runs from base 1 to 948 and encodes 315 amino acids. The transcript is spliced from 5 exons. NCBI's taxonomy places the organism in Eukaryota, Fungi, Ascomycota, Eurotiomycetes, Eurotiales, Aspergillaceae. Gene Ontology annotation, molecular function: phosphoglycolate phosphatase activity; alkaline phosphatase activity.
AUGACUCAAGAACACCCCGCGUCCACCAACACCCCGCUCUACUUGACCGGAAACCAGGCCGGUCUGCGCGAGUUCUUGGAUAAGUUUGAUGUCUUCCUGUUCGACUGCGAUGGUGUCCUAUGGUCUGGAGACCACUGCUUCCCCGGCACAGUCGAAACCCUAGAAUUGCUACGAAAGAAUGGCAAGCAAGUUGUCUUCGUCACGAAUAACAGCACCAAGUCGCGCGCCGAUUAUCGCAAGAAGCUAGAGGGCCUCGGAAUUCCAAGCACUGUUGAAGAGAUCUUCUCGUCUUCAUACAGCUCCUCGAUAUACAUUUCCCGCAUCCUACAACUCCCCGAGAACAAGCGCAAAGUCUACGUGAUCGGUGAAUCUGGCAUUGAACAAGAACUCCGCUCCGAGAACGUCCCUUUCAUCGGUGGAACCGACCCCGCAUACCGUCGCGACAUCGAGCCCGAGGACUACAAGCGUGUCGCGGCAGGCGAUACUUCCCUUCUGGACCCAGAAGUCGGUGUCGUCCUCGUCGGUUUGGAUUUCCAUCUAAACUAUCUCAAGCUUGCUCUGGCAUACCACUACGUGAAGCGGGGUGCUAUCUUCCUCGCAACGAACAUUGAUUCCACGCUGCCUAAUUCCGGGACUCUCUUCCCCGGUGCGGGAUCUAUGAGUGCUCCUCUCAUUAUGAUGCUUGGACAGGAUCCCGUUGCACUUGGAAAACCCAGCCAGGCAAUGAUGGAUGCGAUUGAGGGUAAAUUCAAGUUCGAUCGCAGCCGCGCGUGCAUGGUUGGUGACCGGGCCAAUACCGAUAUCCGCUUUGGUUUGGAGGGUAACCUCGGUGGUACACUGGGUGUUCUCACGGGUGUGAGCUCUAAGGAAGACUUUGUCUCGGGUCCUGUUCGGCCUCUAGCAUACCUUGAUAAACUCUCGGAUUUGCUUGCCGUGGAGCAGCAGUAA